AAGAGUGUGAGAACAAGAAUGGCCAACAUCAACUGGAUGUGUUGCUUGCUAAUGGCUUUACUCGUUGGCAACCAUCACAUUGUGCCCGUCUCUUGCAUCUUCGUCGAUGAGCCGCUACUUUACGACACGUUCCCGCCCUCUUUCGUUUGGGCUUCGGCCACUAGCGCUCACCAGAUUGAAGGCGCCUGGAACGUCGAUGGUAAAGGACCUAGCAUUUGGGAUACCUACACAUCUCAGCCGGGCAUUGUUGCAGAGGGAGCGACCGGUCAGACGGCCUGCAAUAGUUAUUAUUUCUAUCAGAAAGACGUGGACGCCCUCAAGAGUUUGAAUGUGAGUCAUUACAGAUUCUCCAUUUCUUGGCCGCGCGUUUUGCCCGAUGGAAUCGGACGUAUCAACCAACCGGGAGUCGACUACUACAAGAAUUUGAUUGCAGCUCUUAAAGUGGCAAACAUCCAGCCCAUGGUAACCUUGUACCACUGGGAUUUACCGCAAGCGCUCGAGGAUAUGGGAGGUUGGUUGAACCCAGCAGUGGCCGACUGGUUCGAAGAAUACGCCCGCCUCUGCUUCACUCAAUUCGGCGAUGACGUAAAAAUAUGGGUCACCCUGAAUGAACCUUGGAUCAGCGCCUGGCAAGGCUAUGGACUCGGAGUCAGCGCACCAGCCAAAUAUGGACCUGGGACGUAUACUUAUCAGGCCGGCCACAACCUGAUCCUUGCCCACGCCAAAGUCUACCGACUUUAUGAAUCUUCUUUCAAACCCUUUCAACAAGGGAAGGUAGGCAUCGCUCUCAAUGUUAAUUGGUACUCGCCCGCCACCGACCUGACGGCCGACGCGGAUGCGGCUGAGAGGGCACUCCAAUUUAUGGGCGGAUGGUUCGCAAACCCGAUUUUUGGUAGCGGAGAUUAUCCGUCAAUCAUGAAACAAAAGAUUGCGGAGAAGAGCGCACUGCAAGGAUUCAAUCAAUCGAGAUUGCCGGAAUUCACAGAAGAGCAAAAGAUUUUUGUUCAGGGUAGCGCAGAUUUCUUGGGUAUCAAUCAUUACACGAGUUUCUUAACGCAGGACAAACCCAGUGACAUCAACGACGUCAGUUACGAAGCCGAUCAAGAUCUUUACGCUUAUCACGAUCCGUCUUGGUACGGAUCGGGAUCGCCGUGGUUGAAAGUCACGCCGUUCGGAUUGCGUAAGCUCCUCGUUUGGUUAAGAGACGGGUUCAACGAUCCGGAAAUGAUCAUCACGGAGAACGGAUGCAGCGACACGGCCGGCAAUUUAGACGACAUGCUGCGAAUUUAUUAUUAUAAACACUACAUUAAUAACGUCCUCAAAGCCAUUAAAAACGACGGAGUUAAAGUUACUGGAUACACGGCCUGGUCGCUCAUGGAUAACUUUGAAUGGCGCGCUGGAUACAAUGAAAAAUUUGGGCUUUUCAACGUGAAUUUUACGUCACCCGAACUCCCGCGGACUGCCAAAGCUUCGGCAAAUUACUACGCGCAAAUCAUCCGCGACAACGGAUUCCGAACGGAUCAACCGUGCAAUAAUUAUCCUAUUGCUUAGCAUAGUCUGCCUAAAAAUUAACGCUUCA
Messenger RNA from Daphnia carinata, 1579 nucleotides. Its product is annotated as lactase/phlorizin hydrolase-like. The record is from RefSeq and is a predicted model, not a curated record. Bases 19 to 1551 code for a protein of 510 amino acids. Lineage: Eukaryota; Metazoa; Arthropoda; Branchiopoda; Diplostraca; Daphniidae. The transcript is spliced from 12 exons. Gene Ontology annotation, biological process: carbohydrate metabolic process. Gene Ontology annotation, molecular function: beta-glucosidase activity.